Molecule: messenger RNA, 1270 nt
Organism: Scaptodrosophila lebanonensis
Lineage: Eukaryota; Metazoa; Arthropoda; Insecta; Diptera; Drosophilidae
Gene: Fa2h
Product: dihydroceramide fatty acyl 2-hydroxylase FAH2
Exons: 4
Coding region: 156-1169 (337 amino acids)
Biological process (GO): lipid biosynthetic process; fatty acid metabolic process
Cellular component (GO): membrane; endoplasmic reticulum
Molecular function (GO): heme binding; iron ion binding; fatty acid 2-hydroxylase activity
Source: RefSeq, a predicted model, not a curated record
GCUGGUCGUUGUUAAAUUGUGUUGACACCUAAGUUCAUGCGCAUAUGCAUUCAUAUGUAUGUACAUAUGUGUAUACUUUAAUUUGAAGAUUGUUCCGUAAACCGAAAUCAUUUGUAAUUUAGUUUGUUACGAAUUUGACGUCGACGUCUCGUGAAAUGGAUAGAGAUAGCAAUUUUAGUAAGAAAUUAAUUGUUAAAUAUCGGAAGGAGCACUAUAACCUUACAGAGUUUAUUGAUAAGCAUCCUGGCGGUGUAAUUAAAGGUCUCAGAAAUGCCGAUAUAACUGCCCGAUUUUCAAAAGCUCAUCCACAUUCUGAAGCGGCAACGUAUUUAAUGAACGAGUACAAAAUCUACGGUAAAACUCAAACGCACGGCCGAAACGAAGGAAAAAAAAAAGUUGAUUUUUCCAAAUCACCCCAGGAGAUCAAUAAUCAAUUUUCUGAGGACAUGGAGUACCUAGUAGAUUGGUCAAAAGCAAUGCUUCCUCAAAUUGCAAACAUAACCAAAUAUUAUAAUGAUUGGGUACACAAGCCAGUUGAUAGACCUCUGUUGUUAUUCGAUUCUUGGUACUUGGAAAUGUUUACUAAAACCCCAUGGUGGCUUGUGCCUACAUUUUGGAUUCCAGUUAUUGCUAACUUGUUAUGGAUAGAUUUUGAGAAAAACUCAGAUAGUAAAUUUGAAAUUGCAUAUUUUUUCGGAAACGUUUUUGUUGGAAUAUUUUUUUGGACUUUACUCGAAUAUGCUUUACAUCGUUGGAUUUUUCAUAUUAAAAUAUCGUGUGACAGUAGCGCGUGGCUCUGUACUUUUCAUUUUCUUAUACAUGGUCUUCAUCACAAGGUGCCGUUCGAUCCGAUGCGGCUAGUUUUCCCUCCACUACCGGGCGUUAUUUUAGUUAAUAUUAUUUAUUUCCCAAUAAGUUAUGUAAUUCCUCGUCCACGUGUCAUACUAGUGGGUGCUUUGAUAGGUUACUUAUCUUAUGAUAUGAUACAUUAUUAUCUACACUAUGGAAAUCCAAAAGCGAAACAUCUUUAUAACAUGAAACGAUAUCAUUACCAACACCAUUUUGUACACCAAAAUUUGGGCUAUGGCAUUAGCAGUACACUAUGGGAUGUCGUUUUCAAGACAUGCAUUAACUUGCGAAAACUGACAUAUCGACUAAAUUGGACUUAAAAGUUGAUUUCUAGAUACUCAUAUAUAUUAUGAUCAAAUUUUUAGGUUUAAGGAUUUACAUUUUGGAUAUGCUGUUGAAAUAAAAUGCUUAUUGGUUCUAA